Dendrobium catenatum is the source of this 1287-nucleotide messenger RNA. RefSeq names its product F-box protein At1g10780. The transcript has 3 exons. Gene Ontology annotation, molecular function: protein binding. Bases 13 to 1269 code for a protein of 418 amino acids. The record is from RefSeq and is a predicted model, not a curated record. Lineage: Eukaryota; Viridiplantae; Streptophyta; Magnoliopsida; Asparagales; Orchidaceae.
CAGUCUGCAACAAUGAUGGAUAUGUUGCCUGAUGCCAUCAUCCAACAAAUCCUAUCACAUAUAAGCCAUGCUAGAGAUGUUGCAUCUUGUAGCUGUGUCUCCAAAAGGUGGAAAGACUGCAUUCCUUACAGCCCAUCACUCUACUUCCCACGCAAUGCCUUUCAUUCUGUUGCUGAUGCUGAUGCCAUAAUAUGCCGAAUAGUCUCCAUUGUCCUGCGCUUGGAGGAGUUAGUUGUGUACUGCCCCUUUUCAACAUCAAGCCUUGCUUCAUGGAUCUCCCUUCAUAACAGUUCUCUUCGAAUUCUAGAGCUUCGAAUGGACAGUGCAGUUGACAAGUUUUUUGGCAGUGAGGGAAAUGGUGAUCGAGUGGACUGUAUAGGUGCAGCGCAUAACUUGGAAGCUCUAAAGCUUUGGGGUGUGUCCUUAACCAGGUCUCCAAACUGGGGCGUUUUUAAGAGACUUAGGACCUUGGCGAUCAUUGGAGCAGCACUUUGUGAUGAUGCUGUGAAGGAUACUAUUAAAGCUUGUCCUAAUCUGACUGAUUUGGCACUGCUUUCUUGUGAUGGAGUUACAACACUAUCCAUAGAGUUGGAGUGGCUGGAAAGAUGUAGGCUUGAUUUCUUAGGCCCAGGAAAUUGUUCACUGUCUGUGAGCUCAAUGAGGCUCCAGGUGCUUGAAAUCCAAGGUUUUAGUUGGGUCCGUGUUAACAAAAAUCAUAAAUUGAGGAGCCUCUGCAUUUCUAAGAAUACAGGCCGAUUAUAUGGAGUUGAUACAGGAAAGCUAGUGGACUUGGAACAUUUGUCUCUUAGAGGAAUUCAAUGGAGCUGGAAUGCAAUAAGCUCCGUUCUUCAAUGUGCAAGUGAUGUGAAACACCUAGUUAUGAAGAUUGAGUUCUGUGGGGAUUUUGAGACUUUGCAGCCAUUUCCAGAGAUUGAUUUGGUAGAAUUCUUUAAUAACCACCCAAAGUUGAAAACUUUAGAAAUUCAUGGAGCCAUGUUUGCAGCUUUAUGUCAAAAGAACAGUCUCAAGAAAUUGGAUUCAAAUUUUGUGAUUCCCAGUUUGGAAGAGGUCCUGAUAACAGUGAGAUCACCAUUGAAUGCUGAGCAGAAGCUCAACACUCUUGAAUCAUUGGUUGAUUUCAGCGUCAAGUUGCGGAAGAUGGUCAUUAGAAUUUCCCAGAUGAAGAACUGCCAUGAAACCGCCGAUGAUUUCUUUGAGGAGAUAUGCAGAUUCAAGCAUUUGAAUAACGACAUUGUUCACAUUGAAUAAAUGAGUUUAUUUCAUAAU